CAGAAGGAGGGGUGUGUGUUGUUGUCGGUUGCUGCUGGGGACAGGCGGAGCUGCCAGGGUCGGUGAAAGUACUGUCGAGUAGCAACAAGACUUCUUCGGUUCUGAACAACUCGAACCAAGAAAAAACAAAAAAAAGUACCGGCCCGAGAAACACACAGAGACAACGAGAAGGCGGAUGAUAUAGAAGGCAACCUGAGGUCCUCCACCAGAGAAGAAACCAAAUGGGGAACCUGUUAAAAGUGCUCACUUGCACAGAGCUUGAACAGGGGCCAAACUUUUUCCUUGACUUUGAAAAUGCACAGCCGACAGACAUGGAGCGUGAUGUGUGGAACCAGGUGAACUCGGUCCUCCAGGAUUCUGAGAGCAUCCUGUUGGGUCUGCAGGCGUACAAAGGCGCCGGCCAGGAGAUCAGAGAUGCAAUUCAAAACCCGAACGACUUCAUGCAGCAGGAGCGAGCCUGGAACUCCGUCUGCCCGCUGGUCAUCAAGCUCAAGAAGUUCUACAGUUUCUCUCUCAGACUAGAGGAGGCCCUGCAGAGUUUACUGGAGUGCCUCACAUGUCCGCCCUUCACGCCCACUCAGCACCUGGAGAGGGAGCAGGCGCUGGCCAAACAGUUUGCUGAGAUCCUCCACUUCACUCUGCGCUUUGACGAGCUGAAGAUGAGAAUUCCGGCCAUUCAGAACGACUUCAGCUACUACAGAAGAACCAUCAGUCGAAACCGGAUAAACAACAUGAAUCUGGACAUUGAGAGUGAAGUCAAUAAUGAGAUGGCCAACAGGAUGUCUCUGUUCUACGCUGAAGCCACGCCCAUGCUGAAAACACUCAGCAACGCAACCACGAACUUCGUGACAGAGAACAAGACUCUUCCACUGGAGAACACGACAGACUGUCUCAGCACCAUGGCCAGCGUCUGUAAAGUCAUGCUGGAGACACCGGAGUAUUCGAGUCGUUUCAGCAGCGAGGACACGCUCCUGUUCUGCAUGAGGGUCAUGGUCGGAGUCAUCAUUCUCUAUGACCACGUCCAUCCCAACGGUGCCUUCAACAAGUCCUCGAAGAUAGACAUGAAAGGCUGCAUAAAAGUCCUGAAGGACCAGCCGGCAGACAACGUAGAAGGCCUCCUGAACGCCCUCAAAUUUACCACAAAACACCUGAACGACGAGUCCACUCCGAAGAACAUCCGGACGAUGCUCCAGUAAUUCAAAUUUUUUUUAAAAUAUAUAAAUAGAUAUGAAGAGGAUCACUGCUCUGACCUCAAAUAAGAUGUAUAUGUUUACAUUAUUUAAAAAGACUCGAUGUUAAUACUUGUGUGUAUUUGCAUAGUCAUUCCCUCCAAGCUAUUGAAACCUUCUUCUUCUUCUUCUUAUUGUACUUUGCAAAAAAUCUGAACACAUCACAUGAAUUGCCUCUACUGUUAACAGCUGUCAAAGCACAAAUGAUGGAAACCUAUCAGCCUUAUAUAUAUAUAACGGAGCUUUGUGAGCAGCACUUGGACAUGAAAUGAACAAGGCAGCAUAAAAAUGUCCUUUAAUCGAUCUUUUCAAUCUUUUAUUUGACAAUGGAGUUAAGUCGAGUGUACAGCUUUUUUAGUCAAGUCCAGCUUGUUUUUUUGAAACAAUAAAUCAUUUUUUUGAACAUUUUAAAAAUUCACAGGUUUUUUUUUCCGUUUGUAUCGCGGUUGAAAGUUCGACGUAUGUUAAAACAAGUGAAGUUGUUUCUGUGUUUUCACUUUAAUGACAGGAUAUGAAAUCAAUCGAUGUUAAAAGUUGGACUUUUUGUUUUGUGUUGCAGUGAAGGGCUAAAUAUUGUGAGCACGAGGGAUCGAUUUGGUUUGAUGUAUGAUGUAUUGCUAAAACCAUCAGGAUGUUUUCUGUAUUUGUCUUUAUUGUUUUCAGACUCAAUCAUUGUGCAACUGUUAAAAUAAAUCCACUGUGAACAUCAAACUAACUUUGCACAGCCAGUAAGAUCCAGUUUGUCGGCGUUCCUAAGCUUUGAAAAGGCCACGAUGAAGAAAGACUAAAUUAGAAUCGACUGUUUGUCCCUGUUUUCAGUGACUUUAUCGUGGCUUCAGCAUUGAACAGAAAAUGUGUUUCUCUAUUAGAAAAGGCCAAAAAAUCUCACAUUUUGGCUAAAUAAUAAAUAAAUGAUAUCAAAGUUUGUACAUCAAAGCCUCAUUCACAGAAAUGACUGAUGACCGUCUGCUUAUCAUAACCAAUACGCAUGUAACCCUAACGCACUCAAACUAACUUUCUCACAAUGUCAGACAAUCUCGACGGCUGCAAGCUGAAUUGUGGCUCUUUUCCUUUUUUUACUGUGUGCGAACUGAAAGCAAACGACUACUAAAUACUUGGAUCAGCUGUAAAGACUUUACUAAGUUUCAAUAAUAAUAAUAAACUGUCAUCACUCAUCAUGGAGCACGUCGUGGUCUUAAAGCCUGAACCUGUGAACUCGUGGAGAAAGUAUUUUUAUGUUUCAACACAGAAAUACUUUUUAUUUCAUCCACAAGCCAUAAACAUAAUGAACCAUAGUCAUUAACGCAUUAAAUUAACAAGUCAGGUAUCUACCGUUCAUUAUUCAGUCUGUUUAUAUUUUGAUCCUCUUGUAUUUAGUAAUAUAUAUAUGUGUGUGUGUGUGUGUGUGUGUGAGCUGUACAUUGAAUGCAAUGUUUUAUAUGCGGUGAGUGAAACGAGGCGUACGUAUGAUACGGAUAUUUCAUAUCUGACUGAAGUGUCACGUCUUGUGUCGCGGCUGAUGUUCACGACGCUCCUUCUUCUCUGCCUGAGAUGCUACUGUGUGUUCAAUCUGACACCGAAUCAGUUUGUUUCUCUUUUUGUCUUAAACUGACAGUUUUUGUUUAAUAUGUUCAGAGUUCAGACUUACUGUUUAUAUAAAUUGCUUUGGCUUUGUAUUGCAUAUUGAAUGGGACGUGUGAAUUGGAUAAUAAAGGUGGUACAUUUCUUA
Acanthopagrus latus (yellowfin seabream) is the source of this 2958-nucleotide messenger RNA. It is a transcript of the gene cyria, whose product is annotated as family with sequence similarity 49 member A. Gene Ontology annotation, biological process: regulation of actin filament polymerization. Bases 222 to 1196 code for a protein of 324 amino acids. The transcript has 12 exons. Gene Ontology annotation, molecular function: small GTPase binding. The record is from RefSeq and is a predicted model, not a curated record. NCBI's taxonomy places the organism in Eukaryota, Metazoa, Chordata, Actinopteri, Spariformes, Sparidae.